This is a messenger RNA of Drosophila innubila, 637 nucleotides long. RefSeq names its product putative gamma-glutamylcyclotransferase CG2811. Bases 31 to 501 code for a protein of 156 amino acids. Lineage: Eukaryota; Metazoa; Arthropoda; Insecta; Diptera; Drosophilidae. The transcript has 2 exons. The record is from RefSeq and is a predicted model, not a curated record. Gene Ontology annotation, molecular function: gamma-glutamylaminecyclotransferase activity.
CCGCGAAUCGAAAAAAAAUUCCACUUGGUCAUGUCGCAGGCACUAAAAAGAGUUUUUGUUUAUGGCACAUUGAAGCGCGGAGAGCCGAAUCAUUUUUGGCUGACAAAGAAGGAGAAUGGAGUGUCACAGUUUCUAACCAAGGGCAAAACUGUGACUAAAUUUCCCCUGGUGAUUGGUACUCGGUACAAUAUUCCAUUUCUGCUCAACAAGCCGGAAAUGGGAUACCACAUAGAGGGUGAGAUCUAUGAGGUGGACGAUGCCAUGUUCGGCAAGCUGGAUGAGCUCGAGGAAUACCCCAAGUACUAUGAUCGCGAGCCACAAGCGAUACUGACGGAGCAGAACGAGACAUUGGAGUGCUGGCUCUAUCUGAUAAGGAGGUUUCCGGAGAGUAUGUUAUCUAAACCAUUCCUGAGUAGCUACCACAAUAAACCAGAACAGGCGUACAGUGAGAAGUCAGUACGAGAUGCACAGAUUGCGGCCAAAGAUGAUUUAUCUUAUUGAAUUAAAUUCCAGCUAUGCGGACAGCAGGCUGGACGAUCUCUUCCAGGAUGACUGACGACCAACGUAGUGAUUAAGUGCAGGAGGAUUAUAAAAAAUUGUAACAUUUAUAUAAACGGAUUUCAACGCAUGGCUAUUA